Lethenteron reissneri (Far Eastern brook lamprey) is the source of this 11527-nucleotide messenger RNA. RefSeq names its product rho GTPase-activating protein 5-like. Gene Ontology annotation, molecular function: GTPase activity; GTP binding; GTPase activator activity. The record is from RefSeq and is a predicted model, not a curated record. Gene Ontology annotation, cellular component: cytosol. Gene Ontology annotation, biological process: Rho protein signal transduction; regulation of axonogenesis; regulation of cell size. NCBI's taxonomy places the organism in Eukaryota, Metazoa, Chordata, Hyperoartia, Petromyzontiformes, Petromyzontidae.
GCGAGAGACUGAGGGGAGACAGCGGCGCGCAGAGACUUGAGGGGAGCUCGCAGCGUCACGCACCGCCUCGCAGCUUCUCGUCUUUCGCCAAACAAUUGCUCAUCUGGAAAAAAUUUAAAGGACCUCAUUGUUGGCGAACAUUUUUUAAAAGUUUUUUUUGUUACUGCUAGUCACAUGGAAAAUAUUGUUCGCAAGUGCAAGAAAGAGCCAAAAUUAUUAUAAUGACAUAUUAUAUGGAAACAUAAUUGCUUUUGUUCUCAUGUAAUAGUAGUGUGAUGUUACACGCAGCACAGCGAUGUCAAAAAACAAGGAAACACGAACCUACAAUAUAAGUGUUGUUGGACUUUCAGGAACUGAGAAGGAGAAGGGAAGCUGUGGAGUAGGAAAGUCAUGCCUCAGCAACAGAUUUUUAAGGCCAAAAGCAGAUGACUAUCACACUGAACACACUUCGAUAUUGAGCCAAAUUGAUUUCAGUGGUCGGGUUGUAAAUAAUGAUCACUACCUUUACUGGGGCAGGACAACGCGGACGACUGACGAGGGACAAGAGUACAUUUUCAAUGUUGUCGAACAAACUGAAUUUAUUGACGAUGCCACUUUCCAGUCACACAGGAGCUCCAACCCCCAGCAUUACAUCAAACGUGCGGCAGCCACCAAGCUCACCUCAGCCGAAAAGCUCAUGUACAUUUGCACUGACCAACUUGGAAUUGAGCAAGAUUUUGACCAGCAUCCAAUGCCCGAUGGUAAGCUGCACAUUGAUGGCUUUUUGGUGUGCUUCGAUGUCAGCGUUUCCACACAGAGAAUACUGGAAGAUCAGUUGAGGUUUCUGGAGAAGCUAGUAUCGCAACUUGUGAAAUCAAAAAAACCCAUUUUGUUGGUUGCCACAAAGUGUGACAGGUUGGAUGAGCAGUACAUUAAGGAACUUCAAGCUUUUGCUUCUGGAAAAAAAGUUAACCUGCCAGUAGUUGAGACAUCAGCAAAUGACAAUGUCAAUGUGUCGGCAGCAUUUCUGACCCUUGCACAAAUGAUUGACAAGCUGAAAGGAAAGCCAAAGUUGGUGCAAUUUGUGGAGGCUGCCAAGCAAGUCAAGGAACACCACCAACGUGCCAUUAAGAAUUAUAAUUCUCGGUUGACAAAAAUUGUCAGAGACUACCACAUAACCUGGCAAGUGACCAGCAAGCAACUGGAUGACUACCCGGAGUAUGUCCAGCUUGUGGACUUGCUGGGUGCUAACAGAGCUGAAAGUUACUUUCGAGAACACAUUAAACGUUUAAAGGCUGCACAUAUUGAAGGAAAGAUAGCACAAUAUAUCAGCUCUCUGCCAAACGCUUUUGACUCAUUGAUCCCUGACAUCACGGACAUUGAAUUCCUUAGCUGGGAUGAGGCUUUGUUGCUCUUGCAGAAGAAACCAGAGUUUGGAUUGUGGUUUGUCGAGCUGUCGGAUGGGGUUUGGACCGAAAGCAGUCAUAUCAACGCUGUCACCGACAGGCGUAUCCCUGUUGAAUUUUUGCGAGAGUUUGGCCCUUCACAUUUCCAAGCCCAUGUGCAGAAAUUGCAGGUGUUGAGGAAGAAGGAGGAAAUGAAGGGAGUUUUUUGUAACAUGUUGGAGAAUUCAAGCGAGGUGUUGCCAGGAAGGCCAUGGGAAGAUGCACAGGCAUUUUUCAUAGACAAGGAGUGCUCGCAGAUGCUGUGCGAGCAAGAGCGCAUUUCAAUCUACCAAGAGUGUCAAGGCAAAAUAAUAGAUAAAAUAAAAGACGAAUACCAGGAGCUGCUUCUCGAGCACUCGGAAACGUUUGCUGACGUGGACAGAAAUGAAGCGUUUAACCAUGACAAGAUUGCAGAGAUUUAUCAGGACUUGGAACAUGACAGUCGCUACAAAGCACUCAAGUGGGUGUCUGCUGAGAGAGAUGCACUGAUCCUGAAACACAUAUUCUUUGUUCAUCACCCAACCAGGGAGUCUUGCUUUAGCAAAGACAAGUGCACUGACCUGCAAAUUCCACUGCUUCUCUCAAAUACUAUUCCCAAAUUGAUAAGCAAAAGUUCGGAAUCUUUAAUCAAUUUUAACAAUGCGGAUACAUUUAAUGUUAUAAUAUUCGGUAGAGAUGGCCUCGCAAGCAAACUUGGCAGCGAAAUCAAACAGCAAUCGACCGGAAAUGAGUUCACGGUGAAUGGGAAGGUUUAUGAGUUGGAACUGAAAGCAAUGGAUGGAGAUGUGACAGGCUUUGCAAACAUCAUGCAGAGUAACGUUUUUCAGCCCAGCGGAUGUCUGUGUGUUUUCAACUCGUUGGAAUCAUUAAAUUACAUCAUGGACAGCCUAGGGAGAGUGAAUUCUUGUGCAUCUUUCAUAAAGAAGGAUGGCCUCUCGAGCUGCAUUCCUGUUACUUUGAUGCUGGCAAAUCAGAAGGACGUUACAAACAGAAAGCUGCCUUUGCUACGACAGCAAGCCCAGCAAGCGGCCAACAAGCUACAAGUCUCUUUUAUUGAUUGCCCUUCCGAGAUGUCAUCUCCAAAACAAUUCCAUGAAACACAGAUCAAACAUGCCCUGAGUCAGAUCAUAAAUGCUUGCCAGAACACGACUCUUCUGCCCGACCCAUUCAGCAGCCCAGAGUCUGGUGUGCCCGAUGUGAACAUCACCAUGUGUCUAAUGUGUGGAGACCCUUUCAACAUUGACACGGUCCUAAUGCCCUUUCUGGAAUUCUGCAGCAGUGGGCAUUCUACUGACAAUGACUGCAUAAAUUUAGAAAUGUCUGUGGGAAUGCAGAAUAAAAAGAUGAAGGUUUCCGUCAUCUCUUACCACGCAGCAAUGCUGAAGAGGGAAGAGCUCAUCCAUGGCUACAUUUUGGUGUAUUCUGCCAAAAGAAAAGCUUCCUUUGCAAUGCUUCGUGCAUUCCUCUCCGAUGUAACAGAUGUCAUUCCAGUUCUGUUGGUGGCCAUCACUGACAGCUCUGCAGAGUUUUUUGAAAAUGCUCUGGCAAAAGAACUUUUCACUGAGGGCAACCAUAUUGCGAAUGAGAUCGGAGCUAAGUUCAUUACUGCAUCUGCACAGCCGCAUUUUCACCGACAGAAGGAAUAUCUGAAGACAUUUUUCACCGAAGUUUUGGAGAAGAAGACUGUGGUUGAAGAUGACUACAAGAGUGACCGUACUUUGGAAUCGAGCAAUGAAACGCUGCACCAGGCAUCAUUGCCGUCAUUGACGUCGCCAUCCGAGAGUGACGACGAUGAGUGCCAGCCUCCGUACAGCCCAACGAGCGAUGAAGCUCAGCUUAUUCCAAGCACCACACCCCGUGUAAAAUCCAUGGAUGUGGAGGGGAAUAUGAAUCCACUCACGUGCACCAACAUUACGAGCCAAGACAUUGAGAGGACACGCAAGUCACUCCCUCCUCCGAAACCUAAACCCAUUAUGGAGAGGCCGCAGGUAAAUAAAUUGGACCCCAAACUUCUCGAGAAGAUAAAUGACAGCAUCAGCAAGGGACCCGUGAAACUUCAGGGUCCUCUGAAAGCUCCUGUGACAUUACCGGAAGAUUCGGAGUCAACUGAGCUUCCGCCAUUGCAAGAUGGCAAGAUAUGGUCGAUGACAAAGCUGUUCAAUCGUGCCAAACUGGUGGGGCCAAAUGGAGACAGUGACGACGACAGCCCAUUUGAGCAGAGGCUGAGAGUACGACAGCAGGUGAAGAGAAACCACUCGUACCGAUUCAAGUCCAGGACUCUGCUGAGAAAGCAGGUGUACCCCACAGACGUAAUCCGGCGGCACGCCAUGCUCUCUGAUGCCAGCGACGAGGAGCAGGGCGGCAGUCUAGCCGGCGAGGUUAGAAGGGGCCGCAAGAAGAAGGGCAGUGACUCUGACCCACUUCUGUCGCCCUCGGAGUGCGACCAUCUGGGCUUUGACAACCCCGCUGCGGAGUUCGAUGCUGAAACAUCCGGCAAUAGUGGAACAAAAAAAAAGAAAGGUGCAAAGAACAAAAGGAAAGACAAGGCCAAAACUCCAAAGCCACCCAAGGCAAAGACGAAGAGUGUCCCAAAGGUUAGCUACUUUGGGCUACCACUAAAGGAUCUUCCCCUGUCCCCAACCAAAGCAGUGCCCGUCUUCAUCGACAAGUGUGUGGACUUCAUAGAAAUGAAUGGUUUAGACACAGAGGGCCUCUAUCGCGUUAGCGGCAACAAAGCCGACCAGGAGAACAUCCAACUGCUGUUUGAUAAAGAUCACACCGUAGACUUCCGGAGUUUGGGAAUCUCGGUGCACUCUGUUACCGGGGCCUUGAAGUCCUUCUUCACUGCCCUGCCGGAGCCGCUCAUUCCAUAUGAACAGCAAAAGAGUCUGGCGGACGCCGUGGGUAUUGAAAACGAAAAGGAUAUGAUCACAGCUUUGCAGGACGUCGUAAAGAAACUUCCUCAAAUCCACUACGAUGUCUUCAAGUUCAUCAUCACCCACUUACACCGUGUGUACCAGCACAACCAGAACAACAAGAUGACGAGCGAGAACCUCUCCAUCUGUUUCUGGCCCACGCUCAUGAAGCCCAACUUUACGGACAUGGCGUCCAUCACAGCCACCCUGGUGAGCCGCACGCCCAUCCAGCCCUUCAUCCUCCACUGUCCCACCAUCUUCAGGAGCCGCUUGGAGCCAAACUCCUUCCUCCAGCCUGCCGAGGGGAAGCUCAUCGAUAUUGAGGCAGAGCCCGGCAAUCUGUGACCUUUUGGAUUUUCACUGAAGUCUGUGUAUGGUUCGCGGAGCAUCAGACUUCAAAAGUGCUCUUCCGCCGUGGGAAUUGCGGUACUACUAAAAUGACGCAGUGUUUCAUCUUCAGAAAAGAAAAAAUUACAGCUGCCGUUGUAUUUUUUUUUCUUAAAUGCCAACUGAAGUGGUUUCCGUCACUUUGUGCACUUUUUUGCGAGAUGCUGUUCAUGAGAAGUCAUCCUUGAAAAGGGAUCGGUGCCCUUCAAAGAAAGAAAAACUUUUAAAACAGAAGCACCUUCCAGGAGAGGAAAAUAAACGUUGAUGUAAUCAUUCAAUUCACACGAUUCCAUACCAUUCUUGGUGUGGCUUCAAGUCUGCCCUCCACCAUUAAGAGGUCAACUGCAUUUCUGGAAAAUUCGUAUUUUCUGCUCUUGAGACCAUGUUUUUGCGUACGUCCACAUACCGCGAACAGUGGUGUUGAUUCGUCAUCCAUCAGCCAUAUGGUAACAUCGAUUGAUAGACAUGGACGAUGUUUACAAUAGUGUUGGACGACUCGGCAGAUCGUCGUCCUUUUAAUUGGAAGGCUUCAACUAUGGUCCACACGGUUGUGUGGUCAGGGUAUUGUGUGCUUUUAUUUCUUCAGUUUUUUCUGGCAUUUCAUCUUCCAGUAGAGGGCAACAAACCAGCUUCCACUGAGCUCGGUGUGAGUGUAAAUACAGUGUUGAUAAAUGAUUGAAGGAUAGUCGUGCUUUCUUUGCACUUGCAGCAUGUCCUGUCAGCAUGGCUGCUGCAACUGCUGUAGAACAUUUCAGUGUUUGUUUUUAGCAAAAUGUAAAAAAAAAAGUAUUGCCAUAUUUUAUUUAUGAGCCGUGUGGUUUUUAUCACUUUUUCUCUGGAAACAUCUGCACCAGACUGAAAAUGAGUGUGGUCAUUCACUGCCUGGUCCAUUCAUCUUGCAAAACUAAUCAGUGUACAUUUUAUAUAUAUAUAUAUACCUUUCAUCAUGAUAUAAAUGCUUAAGUUUCAAUUAAUAAAACCGGUGAGGAACAGAAAGCCUCGGUGUUACAGGAGAGGUUUUAUAACGAUGUUCUAUGCCUGGCCUUUUGAAAUUGUGUGAAGUGGGGCCUGCUACGUUUGAUUUAGGGUUAGGCUUAAACUGCUGCAUUUUAAACCUACUUGGUUGGUGGUGUCUUCAUUUACUAAAUGCAGUGAGCAGCAACCAGUCAAGACUUUGUUUACUAUGAUAACACGAGCCUGUUCCACUAUCGUCGCUCUUGUUAUUAGAUCGAGGUUGCAAGCGUAAUCACGGGCGGACGUUGAGUAACUUAUUUUGACGUUUUAUUAAUGAAGUUAUUAUUUAUCAGCGACAUGUUUUCAAAAAACUAUAUUAAUUUUGAGAAGAUUAGUGCAUUGUUUGUUUAUACUGGUGUGACAGCUUAACACAUUGAAUGGUGUAACCAGAAUUCCUCUUGCCGCUUGUGUUACUGCGCCACCUUGUGGUAAUUCUUUAUCGCUAGCUCGGCAGAACGUUCGAUCGUUGACUAACUGCCGUACGAAUAGUGGAGGUCGCCCAGUCUCCUGCAUCAUAUCGUUCCACUCCCACGUGUCCACUCCCAUGUGCUGCAAUGACACUUUGUUGUUUUACAGACGUGUAAGUAUUUGAUGCUUCAUAAAUGUGUUAAAAGAAUCUGAGUUAUGUUUAUUUUUUUUGUUCAGUUUGCACUGACAGCAUUCACAAAGUUGAGACGUGUGUUGCCUUGUAGAUUUGUUUGCCUUCAGUAGCACGCAUUGCUGUUUCUCUCACAAGAAGAGAGGAGACUUUGGCUUUAGCAUCAUUGUGUGUUGAGAUGAUCAAUAUCGAUGCAGCAUUUGUGCAGUCUGGUACAUGGAAGGCAACAUUUGUCAAGAAUUGUGUGUUGGAUCAAACCACACAUCCUUGCUUUAGUAUUAACAUGUUUGAUCGCGUGUUGUUCUUUUAAUGGUGUUCAUGUAAAUCUCUCUUUUUUGACAUAUGCCUCAAACGGCUUUUGUAAAUAGGCAGGUAAGUUUGAAACCGCACAGCUUAUGCGAAUUAAAUUGGUGCACAGGUUUAGACCAUUCUGUACAUUUUAAGGGACUUUCCUGACCCUGAUCCGUCUUUCCCAAACAGCAGUCUUGACGACGCACCACACUAUGCCCCUUUCACAUUCACCAACAAUCUCAAUUUCAAACACAGAUUAAGUCGUUAUGUCAUUCACACGUCUGGUGAUUGCUAAGCAUGUCCCAUGAUACUUCAAGUGUUGAUUCAACUUCAAGUAAAGAUCUGUGUAUAUUCUCACGUGUUUUUCAAUCAUCAGGCGCGUGCAGUGUGCAACAACGAUUUGUAUUUGAAUGGAGGUAAUUUGCUAUACGGACAAAGUCACGCAGUGGUGGGUCGCGACGACUGGCCUUUGGGAAACCCUAUCUUGCAUAAUGUUGAUCUGCAUUCGGUAACAUAAUACACAUGAAAUACAGUACAAUUUGGCAGUGAUUGUCAUAGGUUUGUAACGGAUUGCGUAACAUACCCUAUUAGAUGCAAAUCAUGAAGCCACAACUCGUACAGAAAGGCGAGUAUGAGGAUUUUGAGCCAGCGUGCGCAUUUGGAGCUUGAUCAUAACCCUAGCCGCACUUGUUUUCCAUGUGCUGGGGCAGCACUUGUGAUGUCAACAACAUCAAAGUAAACACACCUCUACUGCCCUUCACACUUCCCGGGAGGCGAGCUGCCCACGUGCAGCUUAAGGCACUUAGGAGUGCGACAGUCCCCCCCCCCCCUGAUCACGAUCACGGCUCAGUGAAUUGUUGCGAUUUCACUUAAAUUAAAAAAAUAUUUUGGUGAAUGUAGUGGCCUCUGGUGGCUGGAGGAGGCACGUAAACGCAGUUCAUAUUACACGUAUGAAUCGGAAAUAAUGGAUUGUUUGCGUGAUUCCAUGCGAGUGUCGUGAACCAGAAGAUUUGAUAUUAAAUGACGAAUCGAUGCAUUAUUUACACCCCUACAACACAAAGUACAGAAUUGAUGGUCUAUAUGCUGGAAAUGUAAUUAAGAUUACAGUAUUUGUUGAACCCAAGUAAAUGUGUAUUUUGUAACAGUGUAAUCCACAAGAAAUAUAAUUGAAUCUUUAAUUGAAAGUUAGUAAUUUAUUAGUGUGGUAAAAGUAAAAAUACAGGACAGGAAUAAUUUCUGAGAAGCGAGUUUGUUGCAAGAAUAAAAUGUUCACCCCUGAUGUACUGCAAAAUUUGCUUGGGACGUUGUGGUUAAAACGCCUGUGAAACGUGGGUAAAGUGGAUUUUUCCAGAGCGCAGAUUAAAAUUUGCCUGGCUGUUUUUGUUUUAAAUCGCCCAGCUUACAAACGGAGUGAAACAAUUCUCAGAUUCGGCAAAACAUGGCGUGACGUGAGCAACCAUCACUGGCAUUUUGCUGGUUUGUACGAACUUCACAGCACCUUGGCUGAACAAAGCAUUGAAAUUAUCUUGAAAGUAAUCCUGUAGUAAUCAACCCUGUCUGUUUAUUAGGAUGUUUAAUAUUGUGGGAUAGGUGUAUAACUGCUAUCCAUUACAUUGACGCGUUAUGAUGCAAAAUUUUAUUUACAAAAAAUCAUUAAAUGCAACGCAUUCAAUUUCUAAUGCUCCUCGCCGCUUUGCACUCUGGGUACCCAGCCCUGCAGCCAGGCCUGUACACACCUUCAAAGUGAGCGCUGGACGACCCCCGGUGAGAAUAUUGACCAUUGUACUUAAAUUUGGGCAAUAAAAUUGUGAUAUAAUGAUUAAACCACACCUAUGGACUAUAGCUUAAAUUUAUAUACCAUUUCACAAGGCUCCUAAUCAUGGGGUCUACAAUUAUAUAUAUAUUUGUUUUGCGAGAGUAAGACUUUUUAAAAUGGAUAGACUUAAUAAAAAAAGAUACCUUUUAAAGCACUGUAAAUGUCCUUGUCAAGACGGGGGAAACCAAUUACAAGUCCUGAUUUAUUUUCUUAUCUCCAGACGCUACAUCCCAAGACCCUGUACACAAUUUGAGUAGAAUGAGAAAUAUAUUUACAUUAGAAUUCGUGAAGUAAUUUUGCAUACGUAUAAUUGGAAACCCAGCGAAUAAAAAAAAUGCACAUCCCACAGCGUCAAUAUCUUAUUACCAAGGCCCUUUCCGCUGGAAAUUUGGAUGGAAAUUUACAGACAUCGCUUACACGACAUAAUGAACAAAUAAAACUGAUGAAUAUGAUUUGGGCACGUCGAUACUGGACACCCUUGCAAAUGAGAUAUUCCAUCUCAAGGGAUUGCCAUGGUGACAUGGUUUUUUUAAUUAAGUGAUUUUGCAGUUUGGCAUGUGCGUGUAAAGAUCAGGCUUUCCCGAUGAGUCACGCGAAGCUUCAUGUUGUUACGCUGUGUCAUGUCGUUUAGUGUGAACCCACCUUGCAGACAAAGUCAAUUCGUUUGUAGCCUUUACAUGCUUUGUUAUUCCCAUCGACAAAGUUGAACACGCGUGUGCUGACAGCCCAGGAUGAAAAGCCUAGGUAACAUAUACUUGGAGGUGGUGUAUGCUUGCACUUAGUUGGUAAGAGUUGGUUGAUCAUUUAGAGAUUUGUUAAAUUCCCAAGCCUGCUAACCUGCAAAGGCAGCAAGAGAUGGUAGCACAGCAAUGUUUUGGGGGAAUCCAAAUUUAUGGAGUUUUGAGUGUUAUCUUCUCGUAUGCAUGUGUGUUCUUCAUGUACACAAAAAAAACUCCUAAAAUAUGAAUUCUCCAAACAUGAGUGCUGGACCAUCCUGAAAAAUAAAAAAUAAAUACGAUUAUCUUAUUUUUCACAAUAGAACGAGCUAUUUGGUUGUUGUGGUUGCAUAUUAUUUGGGCAUCUGUUACCAAGGCCCAUUUACAUAAAAGAUGCAUAAGCCGAUAUCAUUGUAUGUUGAAUUGUUUUCGCACCGUACUUAACCAACCGUGCUAAUUACAGCGACUGAUAUGUUGGCCAAUAGUAACCACAAAACUAUAGAACAUACAGAAGAAUUGCCACAAUUUGCGCUCGCACAUAUACACGGUGCUAUGCCAGAGGUAAGUUUUUUUUUAUAUUUAAGAAAGAAAUGCAGGUUGUUGGGUGCUGAGCGCUGAAGCGUGCCGGGUUUUGAUGGAUGUGCUAUUCUCGCAGGGCCGUGCCAACAUCGCAUUUGGAGACCGGUUGUGAAAUGUCGUGGUGAGUUUCCGUAGGUUUGUGAAGGUGAAGCGAUGAGGGAAGAGGGCACACCCACACCACCACUUCUCACCUUGGUGCCAAAUUUGCUCUCCGUGCCAAAUCGACGGCGCUGCGUGUGUCCACCAGGUGGCGCACGCGAGACGUGAAGAGAUCUCGGUGGAUGGGCCGAAUUAACGCAUGGGGGGGGUGGGGCUUUAGGGGUUGCAGCAGCCACGGGGCCUGGGAUUUUUUUAGGUUGGCCCCCCAAAUGUAUACUGUUUGAUAAUGGUUGAGAUGCAAUACUAUUAUACAUGCUAUAGCGAUUUCAUAAUUCAAUACAUAACAUUGCGCGUGUGUAUUACUAGUGACGUGCCACAAUUUAAAUAGUUUUCGUUUUAACAAUUCGUAUAUGCAGUAGUUUAAAACUCAAACUAAAAUAACUAAUUAUAGUUAAGUGUUGGGCGAGGGUGCUGCUAAAACAGUAAGAGAGAAGGAAUUGCAUUUACAAUGAGGGACCCCUCCAAAACUACAACAGCCCCGGGCCCUCCUCAAAGUUAAUCCGACUCUACUUGGAAAUUCAUUGGUUUUGUGAUAUCACCUAUACCCUCUAUGAUAUCACAUAUCAAUAAAGCCCUGCGUGUUUUGUGCUUGAUGAAAGGAACGAGUUUUAUAGCAAAACUGUCCCCGUGCUUAAACAAGACUUGUGGUUGGCACUCAUUCCCUUUGGUGGGCUGGAGAAAGUGGUGUAAAUUCUACAUUUUUAUGAAGGGGGAAAGUUUGCUCAUGGAGACAUGUAGUUAAGAGGUGCAGCUACACUCAGACACUAUAUGAAUCCAAAAUUGCGUUGUAUUGUGAUGGAAGUUAUGAGUAAAGAAUUUCAACAACGGGGGUUACCUCUUAAAUGUGGGAUAAUUUCCUGCAAAAAGAGGAAGCGUGCCUGUUCAGGACAUUCGCACCGACAAAGACUAAUCGUACAACAGUUAAUUUGUUGACUAAUUGGCAAGUUCGCGGAGCUCCCUGUGUGUUCCAGGGUAGCAGUGUUCCUGCUGCAGAAGCGUUCUGUGAUCACGUUAUAUAGCUUGGCGGUGAAUUGUUAUUCAGUGGUUCUGAACAGAAGGUACAAAACACAACCGAUGGGCAUACUGCAUCAAAAUGCGUUGAGCCACCUUAAAAAUCUACUUGAAAUAUCCGUUCGUAAAGGUCUAUGCUGUUUACGCUUAUUUUAACACGUAACAUGUCUGAAUGUCCGUUUACGGUUGAAUCUCCACGUUGAGUUUACAAUAGCUAGCGCGUGUAAAAGCCAAUGUGCGUGUGCUUUGUGACACGAUUUCGUAUUAAUCAUCCGGAUCGCUAUAUAUAUAGCUCUUCGAUCACGCAAUUAUAUUUAUAUUUUAUCAAUUAAUGAGGCCAGCUCUGUAGAGAUGUAGAAUAUGUACCAGUGGAUUUGUGAAUUGCAGUAUUUUUAGUAUGGAUUUGCUGAGUAAUAAAUAGGCCCUUGUAUAUGUUAUGGACAGUAUUAGCGUUUGACAGGGUCAGGUAUACAUUGUAAUGGAAGUACGUUGAAAGGUUUGGAGAAAAAAAGGUAGCUAACGAUUUCCGGCAAUAAAUGAGCAUGCCCUAUAAUGGCCUGAUGUAUACACUUGCGUACAGCUGUAGUUAAAACCCUGCUUGCUGUACAAUAAAUUUU